Molecule: messenger RNA, 1825 nt
Organism: Chironomus riparius
Lineage: Eukaryota; Metazoa; Arthropoda; Insecta; Diptera; Chironomidae
Source: the annotation of a GenBank genome assembly
UUUCAAGUUGUUGUCGGUCAUUUAAAUAUGGAUGAACUUGAUCCUCAAAAAAUAUUCAAUAAAAUAAUCUUCAAGGAAUUAGAUCCAAGUGUCAUAAAUGAAGAAAUCAUCAGAAAAACUGUUUAUGAACAAGGACCAGGAGGAGAAGCAGGAAGACUCUUUAAGAACAUGGAAGUUCAAUAUGAGAAAGUCACUGUAUUGCGACUGGAAUUUUUAAACAUAUUGAAAAUCGAUCAUCUUUGGAUUCUGCCAAACUUAAAGAUUCUCUCAUUGGCAUUUAAUAAAAUCGAUAAAAUUGAGAAUCUCGAAUCGCUUACACAAUUGAAGGAAUUAAAUCUAACAUUCAAUUCGAUUGAAAUUCUUGAGAAUUUUGACGGUCUUAAAAGUUUAGAAAUUUUGAAUGUUUUUGGCAAUAAAAUUAAGAGAAUUGAAAAUGUUGAGUGUCUUGAAAAUUUAAUAAUAUUCAGUGCUGGAAAUAAUUUGAUCAAUACAAAGGAUGGGCUUGAACGUUUAAGAUUCUUAAAGAAUCUCCGCUCACUCAAUUUGAAAGGCAAUGAAAUCGAGAAGAAUGACCGACACUUUCGUCAAUACAUUUCUGGACUUUUGCCUGACCUAACAUACUAUGAAUAUAAACACAUUAGUAAGAAGGAAAGAGAGGAAGGAAAAGACCGAUUUAGAUUCAAAUUGCGUGAAAUCAUGGACAAUGAGAAGUUUGAAGUGCAAGAACGUGAGCGUCUGAAGCAGGCAAAGGCUGAUAACAUUCAUCAUAUGGCGUGUUUUGUUGAGCAUCUUGAUGAUCAUCAACUUUUUGAUUCCUUGUUCUAUUUUGAAAAUGAUGAGCAAGGCGAAGCUUUAUUGCAGAUUGGAGAAGAAGCUGAAAUUCUAGUAUCAGAAUUCCGAGAACAAAGCUACGCAGUUACGCAAAAAAUUUACAAUAUAGGCCUUGAGGAAUAUGGAAAGCGUAAAGCAGAGGAGGAAAUAUUUGCACAUUGUGUUACUGUUGGCAGAAAAAAGAUUCAAGUGUUGGGACAAAAUACCGUCAAUGGUUUUCUUGAGAAUUGUGAAGAUAUUUUUAAGCGUACACAAGCUAUUGCUGAUGAAAUACGAGAAAAAGCUUUAAAGAUAACCGAAGAAAACAAGGAAUUGAAGGAUGAUGAAAGCGUUGGAGAAUGUAUUGAUAAUCGUAUUGCUGCAUUGAUGAAUGAGUUUCAUGAGCUGUAUGAUGCAACAUGGAAGCGUCUAAUGGAUAAUGAAAUGCAUUUACACGAAUGUAUAAAUGAAGCAAAUUCAACAUUUGAGCAUAUAAUACAAGACAUAAUGAAUGACUUUAUAGAAAAUUGUAAGACUCAAUUUGUUCAGUUGCGUGAGAUUGAAGGAAAUUUCAUUGAUGGACUGACCGAAGCUGUUCAGAGUUAUGUAACAUCUAUGGCAUCGGAAGGACGAGAAGAUGAAAUACCAGAAGCAUUGCGUGAAAGUCUUAUGGAACGUGACAUUAUUCUUGAUUUUGCAGCAGAUAUGAGGGAAAUGCAUAUCUCGAAAAUUGACGGACGUGAAGAUAUGUUGAUUAAUCGUGGCAAGAAAUGGGUUGCUGAUUUAUGUGAAAAAUUAAUACAAAACGAAGUCGAUCGAAAUCGUCUUAAAGUAAUGGAAAUUAAUUAUUUUCUUGACGCAAAGCAGGCUGAAUUUGAUGAGCUUAUAAAAUCACUGUAUCAUGAAGAAGAUCUUGACAGCCCUAGCUCCCUGACAAUGAUGACGGGAGUAACAAUGGAGACUUAUAAUGAGGAAAUUAUUUAUACCACAACAAAUCUCGACACAUAAAAUAAAC